Messenger RNA from Diceros bicornis minor, 4157 nucleotides. RefSeq names its product small nuclear RNA activating complex polypeptide 1 (gene SNAPC1). Gene Ontology annotation, biological process: snRNA transcription by RNA polymerase II; snRNA transcription by RNA polymerase III. Gene Ontology annotation, molecular function: sequence-specific DNA binding. Gene Ontology annotation, cellular component: snRNA-activating protein complex. The record is from RefSeq and is a predicted model, not a curated record. The transcript is spliced from 10 exons. NCBI's taxonomy places the organism in Eukaryota, Metazoa, Chordata, Mammalia, Perissodactyla, Rhinocerotidae. Bases 47 to 1183 code for a protein of 378 amino acids.
CGACAGCCGCUGGCUGGUCCCCGAGCGGGGUGCGGGCAUCGCCGGGAUGGGGACUCCUCCGGGCCUGCAGGCAGACUGCGAGGUGCUGCUCAGCCGCUUCCAGGAGACGGACAGCGUGCGCUUCGAGGACUUCACGGAGCUCUGGAGGAGCAUGAAGUUCGGGACCAUCUUCUGUGGUAGAAUGAGAAAUUUAGAAAAGAACACGUUUACAAAAGAAGCUUUAGCUUUGGCUUGGCGAUAUUUUUUACCUCCAUACACCUUCCAGAUCAGAGUUGGUGCUUUGUAUCUGCUAUAUGGAUUGUAUAACACACAGCUGUGUCAACCAAAACAAAAGGUUAGAGUUGCCCUGAAGGAUUGGGAUGAAAUUUUAAAAUUUCAGCAAGAUUUGAUAAAUGCACAACAUUUUGACGCAGCUUAUAUUUUUAGGAAGCUACGACUAGACAAAGCAUUUCACUUUACAGCAAUGCCCAAAUUGCUGUCAUAUAGAAUGAAGAAAAAAAUUCAACGAGCUGAAGUUACAGAAGAAUUUAAGGACCCAAAUGAUCGUGUCAUGAAACUUAUCACUUCUGAUGUAUUAGAGGAAAUGCUGAAUGUUCAUGAUCAUUAUCAGAACAUGAAACAUAUAAUUUCAGCUGAUAAGUCCAAUCCAGACAAAGCCCUCAGCUUGAUAAAGGAUGAUUUCUUUGACAAUAUUAAGAACAUAGUUUUGGAGCAUCAGCAGUGGCACAAAGACAGAAAGAAUCCAUCCUUAAAAUCAAAAGUUAAAGAUGGAGAAGAAAAGAGGGAAGGAAAUUCACGAGAAUCGGAGAGAUGUGAAAGGGCAGAAUCAUUAGCGAAAAUAAAAUCAAAGGCCUUUUCAGUUGUUGUUCAGGCUUCCAAGUCAAGAAGGCAUCGCCAAGUCAAACUGGACUCUUCUGACUCUGAUUCUGCAUCUGGUCAAGGACAAAUCAAAACAACCAGGAAAAAAAGAAACAAAGAAACGUUGAAAUCAGGAGGAAGGAAGAUGUCUUCCCGAAACAGAGAUGAUAUGCAGAAUGUACAUAAGGAAGAUAAAUCUUUAAGUCUGAGUAUGCCUGUAAUUACGGAAGAGGAAGAGGAGAAUGCAAGUUUUAGUGAAACAGAGUUUACUACACUCAAGAGGAAAAGAAAACACAGAAAAAAGAGCCUGGUGUCGAGUUCUUAAUUGUGAGCUUUCUGACAGAAGAGAAGAUUUAUAUUUUGUGUAUUGCACAGGAAGACUGCCAGUAUUAAAAAUAAUUCUUCUGGGAAACUGUAGGUUAUUUCUUUGAAAUGGCAAUACUUUAAUACAGUUCUAGAAUAAAAGUACAAAAAAUUAGAGUAAGACUUCACUCUGAAAUUUAAUUUUAAUAUUUUCUUGUGUGAAAUCUGCAUCAUUGGAGAUGUAUGAAAUCUGUAUCAUUGGAGAUAAGAUUUGGAUUUAGAAUAUAAUAGAAAUAAUACUGUUAUUUGCAGAUUAUUAUUAUUUCUUACCACUUUAGUGGUAUUAUACUGUCUUAAUACAGUUGUGGUAAUAUUAACUAUUCACUUUAAAAUCUUUUUUCUUGAAAUAUUAAUGUAUUACAUGUAAAUGGCUAAUUUUGUAUCUACAGUCUAGUAAUGGAUUUUUUUUAUGAUGUAUGUGAACUAUUUGUAUAUUGUAUGGUUAAGUGCAAUUAAGUUUUUGCCUUAUUUGCUUUAUUUUUUAGUGUAUGAAACUUACAUAAUCAGUAACUUAUGUGAUUGAUAACUUAGGAAGCUCAGUUUCUACUUUUGCAGUCAAUUAAGUAUUCUUUAGUGCUUGUUUUAAAGCUCCCCUUGACCUAACGUUUAUGUAUGUGCACAUGUAUGUUUGUGUAUGUAUAGAUAUAUGUAUGUAUCCAUAUAUAUGUAUACAUAUGAUAUGAUUAGUCAAUACAAGUACAACAUAUAAGUACUGAUUAUUUCUAAUAAAACCUUUAAAAGUGGUAAUGUAAAUUCCAGAAUGUGUCUGUGAUACAGAAUAGUUGGUACUUACAGAAAAAAGUUCUGUAGCUUCAUGAAUAUGCCUCUCUGUUAAUUUCUCAUUUGAGACAUUUAAGUGGAGAUUACUUGAGCCAUGUUGUUUGAAUUGCUGACAAUAGCAGACCAUCUCCAUAUCCUGUGGCUGGCUCAGCCUAUCUUACAGUUGAUUAUACUCCAUGUUGUUGUCCAGCAUCGUCUAUUCAGGAAUUCUGCAAAUGUCCUAUGAGUGAAAAUAUGUGAUAUCUUUUAAAAUCAAAAUACUAAUGCUAGCCCAGAUAAAAUUUUCAUUUAUUAGAAUUUAUGCUUUCACAUUAGCAGCUAAACAAAAUUGUUUCCCUUGAGUGACUUCAGAUGUUUCUGGGAAUAAAUGGGGCAGUUUUCAUAAUGUGGACACUUGGGCAGAGCUUCGGGGAUUUAAAUAUUCUAGGGUUGGGGCACUCAGAGGCAGGGAACCAUUACUGGCCACUUGUAUACCAGGUUAUUUGCUAGAACUUGUCUGAUCACUUAAGUUUACAAACCUUGUACAGCUUACACAGUGAGUUGCCCUCUAUGUUUUCACAACAGUGCUUUUAAAAUACAAAGUAUCAUUUCACUUGUACAAUGAAGAAACUGUAACUCAGGAUGGUAAGUGCCUUGCCCACAUUCACAAAGUUAGUAAGUGAUGCAUCUGGGAUUCAAACACAGGGCUCUGGCCUAUAAUUCAGUGUCAUUUUAUUUUAUUUAUUUAUUUUUUUUUUUGAUUUUAUUUAUUUAUUUAUUUUUCCCCCCAAAGCCCCAGUAGAUAGUUGUUGCUAUCUACUAGAAGGAUAGAUCCUUCUAGUUGCUGUAUGUGGGAUGCAGCCCCAGCAUGGCCGGAGAAGCGGUGUGUUGGUGCACGCCCGGGAUCCGAACCUGGGCUGCCAGCAGUGGAGCACGCGCACCUAACCGCUAAGCCAUGGGGCCGGCCCCUUCAGUGUCAUUUUAUAUGAGCCAACAGAAAUGGAAAUCCAGAGGGAUACUUUUGACUGCAAGCAAUAAAUCCCGCUUCAAAAUGACCUCAACAAAAAGAAAGUUUAAUUUAAAACCAGUUGAGUCUCAAUGCGGGCUGGCUCUGGGUUUUAUAGUACAUCAGUUCCAUGAUGGCUUCAUAUAUCCAGGGUUGGGUCUUCAGGGCAAGCUUGAUAUCACUGUAGGGAACUGUUCACCAGCCAAGUUCCCAGCCAAGGGCCAACCUUGCAAGCAAACCUUUCUAAGGAUGGCAGUCUCAGGCCUCAUUUGUUGCCUCUUCUGCACAGGUCCAUUUCAUUUUCACUAUUUCAAACAAUGCUGUGUUGAGCUUUGUGUGUAUACCUUGGCUCACUUAUGUUGGUAUUUCUGUUGGAUAAAUCUGCGUGUGAAUUUUCUUGUCAGCAUGUAUAUAUAAAAUUUUGUUAAUUAUUGCCAAAUGGAACUCCAAAAAGACCGCCAAUUUACAUUCCUACUAAGUAUUUGCAAGGGACCCUCCAUUACACUGGUAAUCAAUCUUUAUUCAGUUGAAUACAGCCUGAAUCUUAACAGCAGAAAAUGCAGAAAGAGAAAAGUAACAAAAUUGUGCUAAGCGAUGUGAGUUGUCACAUGGUCACAUGGGGCAGAGUGCAGGGCUUUAGCUGAGAGCAAGUCUGUCAUGAACAUGUUUUGAAGAUAUGAUGUGAAGCACUUGAUAGAUUUGCUUUAAAUGUGAAAUUGAAGCUUAUUAAACAGUUCAAAUAGAAAAUAUUUGUGUGUAACUGGUUUUUCAGAAUUACAAUGUGGUAUCCAAAUACUGGUUACCUAUUAAGCUAUUUAUUGCUAACUUGAUUAUAAUAAAAUAACUGCAGUAAGUUGUAAAUGCAUGAUUUUAAUAGUCAAUAUUUAUUAAUCUUUUGUGGAGGAGGAGGGGUUAUGACAGUGUUCAUAAACACAAGCUAUAUUUUAAAACCAUACCACUUUCAGAAAUCUUAAUAUAUGAAAGCAUUGUUCAAAGUAGAAAAUUGGAAUUAUAGUAGUUUUAAUGUUAUAUACCAGGUUUACUUGGUGUAUCUGAAAAACAAACAAUGAAUAAAAGAAGUGGAACCAUAAAGAAAAUGGAGCUUGUAUGGAUGUUUAUUAGGGCAGUAUUUUUCACUUUGAAAAUAAAGAAUUGUAAUUGAUUUCUUCCG